Molecule: messenger RNA, 1581 nt
Organism: Staurois parvus
Lineage: Eukaryota; Metazoa; Chordata; Amphibia; Anura; Ranidae
Source: the annotation of a GenBank genome assembly
AUGUCUUCCUAUAACACCAAAGACCCUGGGGAGAAGGGGAGCAGGAAGAUCAGUCCUGAUGAUCAUGAGCGGAACAAACUAGCAUACACAGUGACAGACGUACCACCGUGGUACUUGUGCAUCUUUCUUGGUGUCCAGCAUUACCUGACAGCACUGGGGGGUAUUAUCGCCAUCCCCCUAAUCUUGUCCAAAGACCUGUGCUUGACCCAUGACCCUCUGACCCAGAGUAACUUGAUCAGCACCAUCUUCUUUGUCUCGGGGAUUUGCACCCUCCUGCAGGUUCUGUUUGGGGUCAGACUUCCGAUCUUACAAGGAGGAACUUUUGCCUUCCUAACGCCUUCCCUCGCCAUGCUGUCCCUCCCACGGUGGAGAUGCCCAGAGUGGACCCAGAAUGCCAGUUUAGUGAAUGCCACGUCUCCUGAAUUUAUUGACAUUUGGCAGUCAAGGAUAAGGGAGGUUCAGGGGGCCAUCAUGGUCGCAUCUUGUUUCCAAAUAUUCAUUGGGUUUUCUGGUCUGAUUGGCUACCUCAUGCGAUUCAUUGGACCACUGACUAUCGCACCUACUAUCAUGCUAAUCGCACUGCCUCUCUUUGAGUCUGCUGGCUAUGAUGCUGGGGCACACUGGGGGAUAUCAGCCAUGACCACAUUCUUCAUAGUACUGUUCUCUCAGUACCUGAGGGAUAUUCCAUUACCAUUUCCUUAUUACUCUAAAAGUAAUGGAAAGUGGCAAUACUCCAGGACCUACAUCUUCCAGAUCUUCCCGGUCCUCUUUGGCAUCUCAAUCUCCUGGCUGAUUUGUUAUAUCCUGACCAUCACCAAUGUCUUUCCAUCCAAUCCGCAAACAUAUGGGUAUUUAGCUCGAACAGAUGUGAAAGGGAAUGUAGUGUCUCUUGCCCCGUGGUUCCGCUUCCCUUACCCAGGUCAGUGGGGCAUGCCUACCGUAAGUCUGGAAGGAGUGUUUGGUAUUUUGGCUGGAGUUGUCUCAUCCAUGGUGGAGUCAGUGGGUGAUUACUAUGCUUGUGCUCGUCUUUCGGGGGCACCUCCUCCUCCCAAGCAUGCCAUCAACAGAGGAAUUGGUAUAGAAGGCAUUGGUUGCCUGCUGGCUGGAGCUUGGGGCACCGGGAAUGGCACCACAUCAUACAGCGAGAACGUUGGUGCUUUGGGAAUCACAAGGGUUGGAAGUCGGAUGGUCAUUAUUUUCGGAGGGAUAGCGAUGCUUCUACUGGGCAUGUUUGGUAAAAUUGGUGCCAUAUUUGCCACUAUACCGACUCCAGUAAUCGGUGGGAUGUUCCUGGUGAUGUUCGGGGUAAUUGCAGCAGUUGGGAUGUCCAAUUUGCAGUAUGCCGACAUGAACUCCUCCAGAAAUAUAUUUAUAGCUGGAUUUUCCAUAUUUUGCGGCCUGACCAUUCCAAACUGGGUGAACAAAAAUGCUGAACUUUUAGAAACUGGAAUCAUUGGGUUAGACCAAGUGAUCCUCGUUCUGUUAACUACAGGAAUGUUUGUCGGAGGUUCCCUAGGCUUCAUACUAGACAACACCAUACCAGGUAACCGAGGUUUAGCACUAAAGAAGACCUGUCUAUGA